AUGGAUUUUAUAUUCUCCGACUGUUACCAUUGGAAUGUGCAAGACAUCUCGCAACCUCAAAACAACGUGAAUCAAGAAACAGGGACUUCCUCUUAUGCAAGAGAAGCAUUAACACAAGUGAAGGAAAACCAGCCACUGCCUGAUGAGAAUGAUUUCAUAGAAUUCUGGAACAGAAAUUAUCAAAACUAUUACGAACACAGUGAAAGAAAACAGAGUUCAUGUUUAGGAAACAAUAGCGUGGAAAGAAACGAUUUUGGAGAACUUGAUGAAAUUCUUAACCAUGUUCCUCGCUUACCAAGUUACAUGCAAGGAACUGAAGGAAAGAAAAUGAACUUUAUUAUGAUUGCAACAACAUUGGAUAAAAAAACAAUUACAGAAAAUUUAGAAAAGACUUUGGAUAAGACAAAGUUCCAAGCACUUCCCUUGUCGUUCGAAGCACAAACUAUGGAACACAUUUAUGACGGUAAAUAAGGAAAAUGUAUUAAACUGCCGUAUGUAUAGAUACCAAGUUAGUUUAAUCUACAUGCUACUUCUCUCAGUGUAUUUCUAGGGCAGUUAACACCCCAAAAACCUAUACGAAUAAAGCUAUAUGUGAUAUUUCGGAACUGAGUCUAGUCCUUCGAUAUCAAUGCAAUCUAGUAAUCAUGAUCUUUUCUGUAUUGGUGUUAUGUACUCAGGUGAAUAUGAUGUUUGUGAUGUUACUCUGAGUGAUAUCCACGCCGGGCAAGCAUGAUUACUAGAUUGCAUUGAUAUCGAAGGAACUAGACUCAGUUCCGAAAUAUCACAUACUCGUAUCGACCUGACCGCGUAGCAAGAUGACAAGCUAAGAGCAAUCCAGGCCAAUCCAGAAUAUCUUAUUUUAUGCUGAUGCCAAAUUAAUACUUUAAUAUAUACUAUAUGGCAAUACACCCUUCUGGAAAGUACGUCACUUUGGCCAUAGAGCCUCGUUUUCAUGUAUCUGACAUCAGUUAAAGGUCACGUCUCAAUCACGAAAACGAGGCUCUAUAGCCAAGGUGACGUACUUUCCGGAAGCGUGUAUUGCUGUGAUAAAUUAUAGGGCGAUAUACUUUGGGGCACCUUACCAGAGUGAACGUAAACGACCUAAAGUCUCAUAAUUGAUUCUAUAAUCAUUAAAACUUUACUGCAUGGUAGCAGUUACAAAGACCUUUUCAUACUGUUUAGUGAAAUUGAUGUGAAUUUAUUAUUUUUAUGUCAAGCCAAUGCCGACUCAGAAUGGAAGUUUGUUCAGUGACAGUGAUAUUUCGUUUCAAUUCUAGAUUCACUGGAACCCGCUACUGAAAAGAGAAAACGUAAUGUACAGUUAUAUGAAGAGCAACAAUGUACGCGUCGUCGACUUAAACGAAAACAUUUUGAGGAAGAAGAGAAACGGCGAAAAUUUGAGAAGGAAGAUGAGAUGUUGUUUACAUCAAAAAGGGAUACAAAAUGUCGGAUGAGCUGGUUGACAACGAAGAGAACAGAUUAUAAUGAAGAGGAUAAAGACUUAGAACAACAAGUUAAGAUGUUAAUUCAGACCAAGCAGUUAUAA
This is a messenger RNA of Paramuricea clavata, 1546 nucleotides long. The record is from the annotation of a GenBank genome assembly. Lineage: Eukaryota; Metazoa; Cnidaria; Anthozoa; Malacalcyonacea; Plexauridae.